AUGGGAUUUCGUAUUGUAAUUGCUGGCGAGUCACAAUGCCCAGCAUACGCAGAAACUUGUCUUUUAGCAGAUUAUCUUGCUCAAAAUCUUCCAAACUUUUGUUAUAAUUGUAUUGAGAAGUCUGUUAUGGACUGGAGGAACUGGCUAUGCAAAGUUAAUAUUAAAAAUAAAUGGCAUCAUAUGGAAUCUCCUAUAGUUUGGAAAGAAAUGUUAAUGAAGGGCAGCAAGGCAUAUUAUAUUGGAGGGGCUUCAGAGUUUUUGGACUACUGUUAUUCCUAUUAUAACUUCGAUUCUUUGUUUGCAUCUGAUAAAUACGAUGGAUUGUUAGACAAUGUAUUGCAGUUUAAGAAAAAGGUCAAUAUAGAAUCUAUUUAUCUUAGAGCAGAUGAGGAAAAAUCCCACCCAAGUGAUACUGAACGCAAACGUAAUAUUGUGGUAACUAUUUCUGGCGCCGGUCAUCUGUUAGCAAUGCAUUUGAUCUCGGGGCUACUGGACUAUGAAAUGACAGAAGGUGAUAUGUAUAUACAUAAAAUAUAUUUAUACGACGAAUGUUGCUCUCAAACCUUCAUGAAUUUCGUGGAAAAAGAUUGUUCUUAUGUCCAGACAGACAAUCCUGGCAGAACUGUAAAGUAUGUUACAAAAAUCGGAAUGGCCCUUACGUCUACGGAUGUGCUGAUAGUCCUGGAUCAUGUGCCAUUUCAAGAAUCUAGACCCGUUGGAGAAUGGUUGCGCGAUAACCAACGGAAAAUGAAAGAAUUGGCUCUGAUGAUUAACGCUUCAGGGUCGAGGAAAAUGGUUAUAAUUUUUCCUAACUUAGGACCAGCUUGUUACAACGCCACGAUACUUAAAAACCGUGUGAACAUUUGCCGUCAGAAUAUUGUUGUAGCGACAUCAGAUGCAGGAACGGAAAUAUUACCAAUCGUUGCAAAGAUAGUCGAGGUCCCUAUGAGAAACAUAUUUUGUCCACCUGUAUGGGGCUUCGUUGGAAUAAACAAAUUGGUGGAUAUAAGAACGACAGUACAUAAGUAUAACUGUUUCAGUGCUUAUAGUAGAUACACCAGAGUAAGGAAUUCAACUCUAAACAUUGGAUCAAUAACACCAGAAAUGCGGACUUUAGAUUACUUGAUGCAUUUCGACAGAUCUUUAUGGAUUAAAGUAGGGGAAAUGAAACAAAAGUACGGCCAAGGAGAGGCACGACUAAGCAAAGCGCUUGCAGUGAUAAAUUUGAUCAAUUUAUGGCUCCUAAAUCCAAGCCCCGAUAACAUAGUAUCUUUAGGAAUGUGUUGUGACGGAUCGUUUGGAUUAAAUUUCGAUGGAAUAUUUUCUCAACCCGCAAGAUUAGUUAAUGGACGAUGGGUUCCGGCUACAGAUUUCUUGAUGCCAUUGGAUCGUCAAGUGAAGCUUCCAUAUUUAGUGCAAAUUGCAGAAUAUGUGCUAAACAUGAAACCUAAGGAAUUGCCAGAAGUGAAAUUGCACGGACCAUGCAUUUGCAAACCAAAAUUUUACAAACAUAAGGAUGUGAAGAAGGACACGUAA
Molecule: messenger RNA, 1536 nt
Organism: Helicoverpa zea (corn earworm)
Lineage: Eukaryota; Metazoa; Arthropoda; Insecta; Lepidoptera; Noctuidae
Product: putative malate dehydrogenase 1B
Exons: 5
Coding region: 1-1536 (511 amino acids)
Biological process (GO): tricarboxylic acid cycle; malate metabolic process; oxaloacetate metabolic process
Molecular function (GO): L-malate dehydrogenase (NAD+) activity
Source: RefSeq, a predicted model, not a curated record